UAACGUAACACGGCUAAUUUAAAGAGGUUUGAAGCUAAAGAAGAGCAUGACAUUUCGUACUACGUUGUGUCACUUUCAAGGCCCUUUUUUUGCUGAUGAAUAUAUAAGUCCAAACUUGUCUUUUCCAACUAAUUCUUCUCUUCUUUGGCGUUUUUAUUUUUUAUUUUUUUCUCUUCGCUCUCUACUUCUUAUCUUUCACUUUUUUUUUCUUUUUCCACGCGUUUCGUGGGUCUUUUUUCAUCCUUCCUCAUCUUUUGUCUGGCACAAGCAAACUUUUCGAAAGAAUCACAAUUGUUGUUUGCGUGAAAGAAAAAACCGAUUUCAUAUCAAGCAACUUAUCUCUCUACUAUUUCAUUUUCUCUCCAUCUUUGUUAUCAUUUGUAGUCUUCUUUUGACAUUUGGUUUUUGAUUAAGCCGUCUAAACGAUUGACUGACCUAAGUUUCAUUACUCUUUUUUUUUUCUGUUGUAUUUCCGGUUCUUCUUUUCCCUUUUUCUUUUUCCCCUCCUCUCCAAAUCAGAUACAAGUUUUUAUUAUCAUGCCUGUGUCUA
Messenger RNA from Radiomyces spectabilis, 550 nucleotides. RefSeq lists its product as uncharacterized. The coding region runs from base 47 to 409 and encodes 120 amino acids. The record is from RefSeq and is a predicted model, not a curated record. The transcript is spliced from 2 exons. NCBI's taxonomy places the organism in Eukaryota, Fungi, Mucoromycota, Mucoromycetes, Mucorales, Radiomycetaceae.